Microtus ochrogaster (prairie vole) is the source of this 7466-nucleotide messenger RNA. It is a transcript of the gene Myo9a, whose product is annotated as myosin IXA. The transcript is spliced from 40 exons. The record is from RefSeq and is a predicted model, not a curated record. Gene Ontology annotation, cellular component: actin filament; axonal growth cone; myosin complex. The annotation marks the transcript as partial. Gene Ontology annotation, molecular function: GTPase activator activity; microfilament motor activity; actin filament binding. Gene Ontology annotation, biological process: intracellular signal transduction; positive regulation of GTPase activity; establishment of epithelial cell apical/basal polarity. NCBI's taxonomy places the organism in Eukaryota, Metazoa, Chordata, Mammalia, Rodentia, Cricetidae.
CUGUAGAGUCGCGCGGGGCGGGGCCGCGUGAGCGGGGUCGGGGGCGCGGGCGCGCAGGCCCAAGCGGACUGGAGACGCGGAGGCAGUUGGCGGUGGCUGACGGAAAGUCCUGGCAGGACUGGGAGGGACUGCGGCGCAGAUACCGGUCCCGCGGGCAGAAGCGGAGACCGCGGGUUGAGGCGGCCGUUCCAACGCGUGCUCUCUAGGCGGGGUGCGGCGGGGAUGUGCCUGCCCCGGCCGGGCGGAGUCUCUGUGACAGGGCGGGGGAUGCGAGGACGCCGCUUGCUCGGACCCUAGGGCGGCUGGGCCCACCCUCGCUGAACCGUCCGACCCCCGGCGGCCUCGGCCUCUGCUGUUUUUGUCCGGCCUGACCCUGGAAACCGAGGGUGGGAAGCGGCUACUGCAGAAGAGGAAGGGGCUGAGGUGGCCACCGCGGCACAGCCCGAGUUCUUUUGCCAAGAAGAUGGUUUUCCAAGUCCUGAAUGCAUACUGUCCGUUCUGAUGGGACAAGAUCCAAUAUGAAUGUAAGUGAUGGAGGAAGACGACGCUUUGAGGAUAAUGAACAUACAUUACGAAUAUAUCCCGGGACAAUUUCAGAAGGAACAAUUUACUGUCCAAUUCCUGCCAGAAAAAACUCCACAGCUGCUGAGGUGAUUGAUUCUCUUAUAAAUAGACUUCACCUAGACAAAACAAAAUGUUACGUCUUAGCAGAGGUAAAGGAAUUUGGUGGAGAAGAAUGGAUACUCAAUCCAACCGACUGUCCAGUUCAAAGAAUGAUGUUAUGGCCUCGGAUGGCUUUGGAAAAUCGCUUGAGUGGAGAGGAUUACCGCUUUCUUCUGAGAGAAAAAAAUCUUGAUGGAUCAAUCCAUUAUGGUAGCCUUCAGUCAUGGCUACGGGUAACCGAAGAACGCCGCAGGAUGAUGGAACGGGGUUUCCUUCCACAGCCUCAACAGAAAGACUUUGAUGAUUUAUGUAGCUUACCUGAUUUGAAUGAGAAAACUCUUUUAGAAAACCUACGGAAUCGCUUUAAGCAUGAAAAAAUUUAUACUUAUGUUGGCAGUAUUCUAAUAGCUAUUAACCCAUUCAAAUUUCUUCCUAUUUAUAACCCUAAAUAUGUCAAAAUGUAUGAUAACCACCAGUUGGGAAAACUUGAACCCCACAUAUAUGCUGUGGCAGAUGUAGCGUAUCAUGCUAUGCUUCAGCGCAAAAAGAAUCAGUGUAUUGUGAUUUCAGGAGAGAGUGGUUCUGGAAAGACACAAAGCACAAACUUUCUUAUUCAUCACCUUACUGCCCUCAGUCAGAAAGGAUUUGCUAGUGGAGUAGAACAGAUUAUUCUUGGAGCUGGACCAGUACUUGAGGCUUUUGGAAAUGCAAAGACAGCUCAUAAUAACAAUUCAAGUCGUUUUGGCAAGUUUAUUCAAGUAAAUUACCAAGAAACAGGCACUGUACUUGGGGCGUAUGUUGAAAAGUAUCUACUGGAGAAAUCUAGACUUGUUUAUCAAGAGCAUAAUGAACGUGAGUUUUCAGAAAAAGCUCUUAGUUCCAUUGUCAUAUUUGAGAUAACAAAGAAACCCCUAAGACAGAACUGGGAUGAUUAUUGCUAUGAUUCUGAGCCGGAUUGCUUCACAGUGGAGGGAGAAGAUUUGAGGCAUGAUUUUGAACGCUUACAAUUGGCCAUGGAAAUGGUAGGAUUUCUCCCCAAGACACGGAGACAGAUUUUCUCUCUGCUCUCAGCAAUACUACAUUUGGGUAAUAUCUCCUAUAAAAAGAAGACCUACCGGGAUGAUUCUAUUGACAUCUGUAAUCCUGAAGUACUGCCUAUUGUCUCAGAAUUAUUAGAAGUUAAAGAAGAGAUGCUCUUUGAAGCAUUAGUUACAAGGAAGACGGUGACAGUGGGAGAAAAACUUAUUUUACCAUAUAAGCUGGCAGAGACUUUGUCCAUUGGUGUUCUUGAUAUUUUUGGGUUUGAAGACUAUGAAAAUAAUAGUUUUGAGCAGUUCUGUAUUAAUUUUGCUAAUGAACGUUUACAACACUACUUUAAUCAGCAUAUCUUUAAGUUGGAACAAGAAGAAUAUAGAACUGAAGGUAUCAGUUGGCACAACAUAGAUUAUAUUGAUAAUACUUGUUGCAUAAAUCUUAUUAGUAAAAAACCAACAGGACUGCUCCAUCUUUUGGAUGAAGAAAGCAAUUUUCCACAGGCUACAAAUCAAACAUUACUAGACAAGUUUAAACAUCAACAUGAAGAGAAUUCUUAUAUUGAAUUUCCAGCUGUCUUGGAACCUGCUUUUAUCAUAAAACAUUAUGCUGGAAAAGUAAAAUAUGGAGUAAAGGAUUUUCGGGAAAAAAAUACAGAUCAUAUGCGUCCAGACAUUGUGGCUCUUCUGAGAAGUAGCAGGAAUGCUUUUGUCUCUGGGAUGACUGGAAUUGAUCCUGUAGCUGUUUUCCGAUGGGCAGUUCUCCGGGCGUUUUUCAGAGCUGUGGUUGCUUUCAGGGAAGCUGGGAAAAGAUACAUUCAGAGAAAAACUGGACAUGAUGAUACAACGCCAUGUGCAAUUUUGAAAAGUAUGGAUAGUUUUAGCUUUCUCCAACACCCAGUCCACCAGAGGAGCUUAGAGAUUCUGCAGAGGUGCAAGGAAGAGAAGUACAGUAUAACCCGUAAAAACCCAAGAACACCUCUUUCUGAUCUUCAGGGCAUGAAUACUCUAAAUGAAAAAAAUCAACAUGAUACAUUUGAUAUUUCUUGGAAUGUCAGAACUGGCAUUCGCCAAAGCAGACUAACGACUAGCAACACUUCCUUGCUUGAUAAAGAUGGGAUAUUUGCUAAUUCAGCAAGCAGCAAACUCCUGGAAAGAGCUCAUGGAAUUCUCACACGAAACAAAAACUUCAGAUCAAAACCUGUUCUUCCAAAGCACUUGCUGGAGGUAAAUUCUUUGAAGCAUCUGACAAGACUCACCCUACAGGAUCGGAUUACCAAAUCCCUUCUUCAUCUGCACAAGAAGAAGAAACCUCCCAGUAUCAGCGCCCAGUUUCAGGCCUCCUUAAGCAAGCUGAUGGAGACACUUGAUCAAGCAGAACCAUAUUUUGUAAAAUGUAUUCGCUCCAAUGCUGAAAAGCUACCCUUAAGAUUCAAUGAUACUUUGGUACUAAGACAGCUUCGGUACACUGGAAUGCUGGAGACAGUUCGAAUUCGUCAAUCAGGAUAUAGCUCCAAGUAUUCUUUCCAGGAUUUUGUGAGUCACUUUCAUGUACUUCUUCCCCGAAAUAUUAUCCCUUCUAAAUUUAACAUUCAAGAUUUCUUCAGGAAAAUAAAUAUUAAUCCUGAUAAUUACCAAGUUGGAAAAACAAUGGUUUUCCUAAAGGAGCAUGAACGACAGCACUUACAAGAUCUGCUUCACCAGGAAGUGCUUCGAAGAAUUGUACUAUUGCAGCGGUGGUUUAGGGUCUUGCUCUCUAGGCAACAGUUCCUCCAUUUGAGACAGGCAUCUGUUAUUAUCCAGCGUUUCUGGAGGAAUUACCUAAAUCAGAAGCAUGUCAGAAAUGCGACUGUGAAGAAAGAUGCUUUGAUUAUGGCUAGUGCAGCAUCCCUUCUCCAAGCUUCCUGGCGUGCUCACUUAGAGAGACAGCGAUACUUGGAGUUACGAGCUGCAGCUGUCAUUAUCCAGCAGCGGUGGAGGGAACUGUGUAGAUGCCGACACAGGGCUGCUACCUGUAUACAGGCAAGGUGGAGGAGCUACAGGCAAAGUAAGAAGUACAAAGAACAAAGGAACAAAAUUAUCCUUUUACAGUCAACAUAUAGAGGAUUCAGAGCAAGACAAAGAUAUAAAGCUUUAAAAGAGCAAAAGCUAAAAGAAACAAAACUAGAGCAUGGAUUGGUGCAUAUCAAGGCAUGUGGAACUCUAGAAAUUCAGGGUUCAGACCCUUCUGAGUGGGAGGAUCGUUCUUUUGACAACAGAGUGAAAGCCAUAGAGGAAUGUAAAUCUGUGAUAGAGAGUAAUCGAAUUAGCCGUGAAAGUUCCAUGGAUUUCUCAAAGGAGUCUCCAGACAAGCAGCAUGAGAGAGGCAGAAGCCAAAGUGGUACGGACUUGCAGGAAGAAGUGAUUGUAAGACAGAGACCCAAGUCCUUGGAGGAUCUCCAUCAGAAAAAAGUAGGUCGAGCCAAAAGGGAAAGUCGGAGAAUGAGAGAAUUAGAGCAAGCUAUAUUUAGCUUAGAAUUGCUGAAAGUUCGCUCUCUUGGUGGUGUGUCUCCUUCAGAGGAACGUAGAUGGUCUUCAGAACUGGCUCCUGAAGGCCUGCAGUCUCCACAGGGUACACCUGAUAGUGAGAGUUCACAAGGAAGCUUAGAACUUCUGACUUGUGAGGAGAGCCAACAGAGCAAACCAAAGUCCCUCAUUUUAGAUGAGGGAGAAUUGAAGAUUCCAUCACCCAAUAUAUCUGCUAAUCCAAAAUUCCAUUCACAAGACAAUGUCCUCAGUGCCUCAAGGGACAGUAGCUCAGUAUUGACUAGAAAAGGAGCAUCUUGUGACUCAGAGCAUUUGAAGAAUGGGACUGCUAAGGAAAAGCUGGUCUGUUCUGAACCUAUCUCCUGUAAACCCCAGAUGAGAGACUCUUUUGUUUCAAGUAGUCUACCUACAUUUUUUUAUAUUCCCCAUCAAGAACCUUUAAAAACAGGUUUCCAACCAGACACAAGUAUCCAAAGAAACAAACUGCUGGAAAGAGAAGCCACUUUGAAUACAGCUAUUACUUUAGAUAUCAACAGGGAAGCCAGGAAGUGUCAGUUUUCAGGAGAUCAAGUGAUUCCUUUGAAUACAGAUGCUUCGUGUACUGUGCUUAAGAAGUUGGAAAAGCUGAAUACUGAAAAGGAGAAAAGGCAAAAGCAGUUACAGCAGCAGAAUGAAAAAGAAAUGAUGGAACAGAUUCGUCAACAGACAGAUAUUUUAGAGAAGGAACGUCAAGCCUUCAAGACAGUUGAACAGGCACGCACUGAGGAAUCUCUCUUGGCACCAUCUUUUUAUCAGCCAAGACAAAGAGUAGAAAGGCCAUCUUCUCUGCAUAUCCAAAAUACCCCAAGUGAGGGAGAAGUUGGUGUACUAGGUUCCCCAUCAGCAGUCAUUAAAAGAGAUACAUCUCUUGCCACAAAAGAUAGUUCCUCCAUUCAUUUACCUCCGAAAGACCGACCUGUCACCCUCUUCUUUGAAAGAAAAGGAAGCCCAUGCCAAUCAAAGACUGCCAGGGAAUUAUCCAAGGCAGAAAGAAUAGGCACCCAACAUGUUGCCUGUAAACUCUCUAAUAACCGCAUUACAGAAAGAGAACACUUUAGGUCAACUCACUCUUAUGGCCACAGACCUGAUGACCCUUCCAGAGGGGGAAAUUCAAGAGCCAUUUUCUUCACACCAAAAGACAAUAUGAUUAUUCCACCUGUACACAGUGGAAAUCCUCAAGUUCACAAACAAGAUGAACCAGCUUGGAAAUCUAAAUUUGCAGGGCCGGGCCAACGAGAGGUUGCCAGACCGGCCCAUAAAAAGAAAGCUCGAAUGGCGCGGACGCGCUCCGAUUUCUUGACUAGAGGUACUUUUCCCGAUGGGGAGGGGGAUACAGAGGAAGAUGAUUACGAUGACAUUAUUGAGCCCCUUCUCUCCCUUGACCAAGCUUCUCACUCUGAGCUAGGGCCUGUAUCCAUCCUGGGUCAGGCCUCUCACAGUGACUCCGAAAUGGUAAUUUUUGCAGCAAUAAGAAAAACAGCAAGCAGAUCUUCUCCGAGUAGUCUUUGCUUCAAGCAUAUCAAAAGGCUAAGGGAUAUUUUAAUAGAUGAAAUACAAGAAUAUUACUUGAAUAAACCCCAGAGAGCAAAGAUGAGAUUCUGGGCCAAAGGGAAACAAGGAGAGAAGAAGACUACUAGAGUAAAACCUGCUCCCCAGUCAGAGGUCUCGUCACUCUUUCCUGGCUCAGAUGGGACAUCUGCUAAUCCCUUUUCAGAUGAAUUAACUCAGUAUCACCCAACACCUCCUUUGAGCCCAGAACUGCCUGGGAGUUCCCGAAAAGAGUUCAAAGAGAAUAAGGAGCCUUCUCCAAAAGCAAAGCGCAAAAGAGGUGUGAAAAUCAGCAACGUGGCUUUGGAUUCUAUGCAUUGGCAAAAUGACUCUGUCCAAAUCAUAGCAAGUGCCAGUGAUUUAAAAAGUAUGGAUGAAUUUCUUCUGAAAAAGAUGAAUGACCUAGAUAAUGAAGACAGCAAGAAGGAUACAUUAGUGGAUGUGGUAUUUAAAAAAGCCCUGAAAGAAUUUCGGCAGAAUAUCUUCAGCUCUUACUCAUCUGCAUUGGCGAUGGAUGAUGGGAAAAGCAUACGAUACAAAGACCUGUAUGCACUGUUUGAACAGAUUCUGGAAAAGACCAUGAGGCUUGAACAACGUGAUUGGAAUGAAUCUCCAGUGAGAGUUUGGGUUAACACAUUCAAGGUGUUUUUAGAUGAAUACAUGAAUGAAUUCAAGACUCUGGAUAGCACAGCUUCAAAGGUACCUAAAACAGAAAGAAAGAAAAGAAGGAAAAAAGAAACUGAUUUGGUGGAAGAGCACAACGGCCACAUCUUUAAGGCCACCCAGUAUAGCAUCCCUACAUACUGUGAAUACUGUUCUUCCUUGAUAUGGAUAAUGGACAGAGCCUCUGUUUGCAAAUUGUGUAAGUAUGCUUGCCAUAAGAAGUGCUGUCUGAAAACCACAGCCAAGUGCUCCAAGAAGUAUGAUCCAGAGCUGUCAUCUCGGCAAUUUGGGGUUGAACUGUCUCGAUUGACUAGUGAAGACCGAGCUGUUCCUUUAGUGGUUGAGAAGCUCAUAAACUACAUUGAAAUGCAUGGGCUUUAUACCGAAGGUAUUUACCGAAAGUCUGGUUCAACUAAUAAAAUCAAGGAACUUCGACAAGGUCUAGAUACAGAUGCUGAAAGUGUAAACCUAGAUGACUAUAACAUACAUGUUAUUGCAAGCGUAUUCAAACAAUGGCUUCGUGAUUUGCCCAAUCCACUCAUGACCUUUGAACUCUAUGAGGAAUUUCUUCGAGCUAUGGGCCUUCAGGAGAGAAAGGAGACAAUCCGUGGAGUGUACUCUGUAAUUGAUCAGCUCUCCCGAACUCAUCUCAACACACUGGAACGCCUCAUCUUUCAUCUAGUUAGGAUUGCGCUACAGGAAGACACUAACCGAAUGUCUGCUAAUGCUCUGGCCAUUGUGUUUGCACCUUGCAUUCUCCGUUGCCCUGACACUACUGACCCACUGCAAAGUGUACAAGAUAUCAGUAAGACUACCACCUGUGUGGAGCUGAUUGUUGUAGAACAAAUGAAUAAAUAUAAGGCUCGUCUCAAAGAUAUAAGUAGCCUGGAAUUUGCUGAAAAUAAAGCAAAGACCAGACUAUCACUGAUUCGUAGAUCAAUGAAACCUGUACUAAUUGCAGUUAGAUUUAUGAGCAUUACCCGCAGUUCAGUCUCG